AUGACAACACAAAUAAUACUCCCAGAUAAAAAACGUGCAGAUACUGAGCGCCACAGACACGGACGCGAUUUUACCGUCACAGCCACAGAUAGAUGGAUGGGAAACUCGCUCGCGCGUGGUCUUUUAGGAGAAGGAAAAAGAUCCGGUUGGAAUUUUCGUGCUUUAACAAGAGACGCUGACGCCGAGCCGCUUGAUGAUUUGAGACGAUUUGGCGCAGAGAUCGUCGAGAUUGAUUAUGAAGACCAAGAGUCAUUGGAGGAUGCGUUACGCGGUACAGAAUUUAUGGUGUUUGUCGCGGAAAGUGAUAGGGAUCGUGUGAGACAGGCGGAAGCUUUGGCAAGAGCUGCUCGAAAAAAUGAAGUUAAAGGCGCUAUCGUUCUCUCAGUUCGGGGUGUUGACGAAAUUAACACAAAAACUCACCGCGAUUACCGAGAGAUGGAAAAAAUUUGGCAAGAACAUGUACCAUGUGUUGCGGUAUUUAGACUAUCAUUCAUUGAUCAAGGUUUCUUCAUAUGGUCACAAAAUAUCAAAGAAGAAGGAACAAUCAAUAUGACACUUCACGAACGGGACCAAUUCACACCAGUAAACCUUGAUGACAUUGUCCGCUCUAUCCGAAGUAUGGCAUUUUACGAGGGAAAAUUAGUUGAUGCACUUGACCGAAGAUAUCAUCAAAAGAUUUUCACGCUCACUGGACCAGAUACUGUUACUCCGCGCGAUAUCGUUGCUGCCAUUAAUACUGUGAUUAGAGAGACUAAGGUAGAAUAUGAACGUGUAGAUCGUUACGACCUCGCUGACUAUUUGAAAAAUUUGCAUCGUUAUGAAGAUGACGAUGAUUAUGGUCGUGAACGUGGUCUCUCGCAACGAACGGCCGCUAUUCUUGCACAACGAGGAUUUGCUCUUUUGCAUGAGGCCAUUGCAGAUUUCCUUAAAGGAAACGAACGUACUUUGGAGAAAGGUGCUAACACAUUUUUUAAUGGGAUCAGCAUUCUUGAAUCUGCUUUGAAAUUCUUGGACGACGCAAAUCCACAACACAACAGAUUCGUCACCAACAAUCGAAACAGCUUCAACUUUUUCUCUGUCAACAACACAAAUUUAUCCGACCAAUUUCUGCUAAACCAAUCCCAACAAGGUACUACACUGACCAAUAAAUAUAAUAUACGCGAUGUCAAUGCACCGUUAGAACACUUGAAAUCGUUUGGUGUAGAGAAAAUCGCGACGUUAAAUACGACAGAACGACAAGCAAUUAUUGUUGAAUUGACUCAAGUUAUUGGACCAUUUGAGAAGCUUCUUUUCCCAACUGCACUUCAUAAUCUUGAUAUUGGAGAUUAUUAUCCUCGUCCACUCGACGUAUUGGAAUACAUUAAAGAAGGAGAUGCUAGUCGAGUAACUGAUGAUGUGCAAAGACUUACUGAUCGCGUACCUGAACCAAUCGAUUCAUUUUUCAAGGAGAACAAGGAAUCAUUUGCACCGAAUCACGAUGGCUUCCGCCGUCGUCGCCCUGGACGCAGACAUCGACGUGGUCGUCGAGAUCGUGACGGACGUAGAGGCCAAAAUGACGAUAGACGUGACCGCGAUCGUGAUGAGUAUCGUCAAAUGCAUAAUUCAUAUGGUUUUGAUCAAGAUGGACCCUCUAUUAGAAAGAGAAAUUUCAUGCAUAGACGUAGUAGAUUGUAG
Ambispora leptoticha is the source of this 1674-nucleotide messenger RNA. Lineage: Eukaryota; Fungi; Glomeromycota; Glomeromycetes; Archaeosporales; Ambisporaceae. The record is from the annotation of a GenBank genome assembly.